Messenger RNA from Fraxinus pennsylvanica, 1005 nucleotides. The record is from the annotation of a GenBank genome assembly. Lineage: Eukaryota; Viridiplantae; Streptophyta; Magnoliopsida; Lamiales; Oleaceae.
AUGGAUGCUGAUAUUGGUAAUGGAAAUUCUAUGCGCAGGCCAAAUUUUCCACUGCAAUUGCUUGAGAAAAGAGAAGAAGAAGCAUGUUCAAGCUCAAAGACGGCCGGUGCCGGUUCAGAACCACCCAAAAAGCCGCCGAUAAAGAGAACCGCCACCAAGGAUAGGCACACCAAAGUUGAUGGCCGUGGACGGCGGAUCCGUAUGCCGGCAACUUGUGCUGCUAGGGUUUUUCAGCUUACAAGAGAGUUAGGUCAUAAAUCUGAUGGUGAAACCAUCGAAUGGUUGCUUCAGCAGGCUGAGCCGGCGGUGAUUGCCGCCACAGGUACCGGAACCAUCCCGGCAAAUUUCACUUCAUUGAAUAUAUCAGUUAGGAGUUCAGGCUCCACCAUGUCGGCGCCGUUAAGGAAUAGUUUUUUCAAUCAAAAUUACCCGGUUAGCUCUCAGUUAAGGAGUAUUGAAGAAUCACAGAGGAGAUUUUUGUUCCCUGUGAUUGGAUUAUCGUCUGAGAAUGAGACGACGACGACGGAGGGAGAGACAAGCAUGGGAAGAAGACGGCGGCUGGAGGAAGAUCUGCCACCUCUACUUCAAACACAAAUGGGGGGUCAUAAUUAUAUGUUACAAUCAAGCACAAGUUCAAUCCCGGCUAGUCAAGGCCAAAAUAUUCCGGCUACAGCAUAUCUUAUGGUGACAAAUUCUAACAGCCAAAUGAUUAGUAGUACUCGUAACCCUUCGUGGCCAUUGGGAAGUUCAAUGCAUAGUGGUGGAUUACAUUUUAUGAAUUUUCCUCCACCAAUGGCACUCUUGCAGGGACAACAACUGGGCGGCGCUGGUGGUGGUGGUGAUGGUGCGAUAGUGGAUGGCCAUCUAGGCAUGCUUGCGGCACUCAAUGCUUUUAGGCCAAUUCCAGGUAGUACUGCACCGUCGUCAGAUGCACUCUCAAGCGAUCCUGAUAAUCCAAAUCAUAGGGCUGAUCAUCAGCAUGUUACAACUAGGCAUCACUUCUAG